AUAUGAUUCUCAUUUAGUGAUAACGUUUAUGACCUUUGCGAAAAAAGUUUCUCACGUUAAACUCAUUGUGAGUAAGCUAAAAAUCUAUUGUAGACUUAGUAUUAAAUAACCUAAAACCAAUAAUGGCAUCCGCAAAAUUGCAUACUAUUGUACGUUCGUUAAGCACGGCUACUUCGCAGGGGUUGGUCAAGCCUCCAGUUCAAGUAUUUGGCAUCGAAGGCCGAUAUGCUACAGCAUUGUUUUCAGCUGGUAGUAAACAAAAUCAAUUGGAAGCUAUCGAAAAAGACUUGCUUAAAUUUCAAGGUGCAUUAAAAAAUGAUGGAAUUCUUAAGGAGUUUAUUGAAAACCCUAUCAACAAAAGAAACUUAAAGGCUAAUACUUUAAAAUUGGUUGCUAAAAAAUUGUCACUGUCACCACCAGCUUCAAAUUUCUUGGGAUUAUUGGCUGAAAAUGGGCGAUUACAAAAACUUAAUUCUAUAAUAAAUAAUUAUCAAAUCAUUAUGUCAGCUCACCGAGGAGACCUUCAAUGCAUUGUGACUACUGCAAAACCUCUAGAUGCAGCUGACCAACAAGAAUUGAAGAAAACAUUACAGGCUUUUGCCAAAAAGGGAGAAACAAUCAAGUUAAAUUUAAAAGUAGACCCAAAUAUAAUUGGAGGUAUGGUUGUCAGUAUUGGUGAUAAAUAUGUAGAUAUGAGUGUUGCAACCAAAAUCAAGAAGUACACUGAAAUAAUCCAAAGUGCUAUUUAAAUUCUUUGUUAUUUAUAGUUCAUUAAUAAUGUUUUAUUAUAGAAGAAAUUGGAAUAAUAAAAAUUAGAAAAUAAUUAAUUUUUUUUUAAUUGCAAAAUUCAAAAAUUGUAUAGCAUAUUUCAAUUGAUGUUA
This is a messenger RNA of Daktulosphaira vitifoliae (grape phylloxera), 881 nucleotides long. RefSeq names its product ATP synthase subunit O, mitochondrial (gene ATPsynO). Gene Ontology annotation, biological process: proton motive force-driven mitochondrial ATP synthesis. The record is from RefSeq and is a predicted model, not a curated record. The transcript has 6 exons. Bases 123 to 749 code for a protein of 208 amino acids. NCBI's taxonomy places the organism in Eukaryota, Metazoa, Arthropoda, Insecta, Hemiptera, Phylloxeridae. Gene Ontology annotation, molecular function: proton-transporting ATP synthase activity, rotational mechanism.